Molecule: messenger RNA, 1926 nt
Organism: Didymodactylos carnosus
Lineage: Eukaryota; Metazoa; Rotifera; Eurotatoria; Philodinida; Philodinidae
Source: the annotation of a GenBank genome assembly
GCCCUAAAAUCGAAAUGUUAAUAUCCCACAGAAAAAGCAAAUUUUAAUUUUAAGCUUACUGUGUUUUAAUCAUAAUGCAAAGAAGAUUGCGUGAAUUGAACUGAUCAUAGAGCAGAUUUCGAAGAGCACACUUUCGGCUGUAAAGCGAGACGUCUCUCACAUUUGUAGCAUGUUCUACUUAAAUACUAUAAUACAAACAACAAGAGCAGAAACGCACUCAUACUCCGGCAGCAGAGUUCCGCGAUUUAGCCAUAAUCCUCGAAUUUUUUUCAUUUUGAUCCUUAUUCGAGUGACGCAAAUAGCUGAUACCGUGAGAAUCAUAUCGUAGCUGCACUCCAACGUGACCAACAUUCCACGCUAGUUUUGAUCGGAUAAGGUGUACCGUUCCCGAGAUCGUUUUCUAUCACAAGCAAGCAGAAUUUCGAUACAAAGUAGAGUCAUAAUUGUACAAAUAUAGUUGUUCUCAGAACAGAAUAUUCUUAUAUUUGUGAAUAUUUGUCUUGAUGCCGUUCUGAUUUCAUUGUAGGUGGUGAACAUUCAAAAUUGCUUUUGCCAUCAACAAAAUGGCAACAAUUUAAUGAGUUAUUAAAAUUAACAUUACAAGCAGAUAUAACGAAUUAUCGCUUUUGGAACAGAAAUCAAAAAUGUUUAGUUGAGAUGAAUAAUACACUACUAUCCACAUCAAAUUAUCAGGCAGAACGUAAAGACGAAGAUUCUACUGUCUAUAUUGAUGCUAUAAACUUUGAAGAUGUAAUCAAAGUUAAUUUUGAAUAUGAAUCAAAUUUCUACUCUAUCGAUACAUUGAAAACCAUAAGGAUUUGUGAUUUAUUAAAAAAUUUAGAAAUACAAACAUUAACUGAUAAUUAUGUACUCGUUUUAAAUUCUCAUGAAGAAAACAAAGAACCACUUCUCCAAUUACAAGCAGACUUUCAACAACCUGUCGGCAGUCUUACAUCAGAUAAACAAGUGAAUAUUCGAAUAUCGACAUUGAUAACUGUUGAACGAUACGGAGAAAAUAAUCCAAUGCUAAUACCAAUAUCAAGUAGAAAUGUAACAACUAAACAUAUCCUACACUCAGUAAUAAAAAUAGAUGGAUAUUUAGCUUCUUUAACGACAAUGACAAUAUUAGAUGACAAUCAAUUACUUUCAUUUGUAAAGGAAACAAAAUUUUAUCUGUUAAAAGAGAGAGAAACAUGUUUAGUUACGAUUAAUACACCAAAAAUAGAACAAUUAAUUGUCAUCAAUGAUGAUAAUGAUCAAACAGACGGUGAAAAACGCUGUUCAAUUUAUUCAACAAUUACACAGAUUCGUACACUAUUUGCAGUUCCAGCUGAACAAUUUCUUGUUCAUUCAAAUGAUUUUAUUCCAUCAAAUGAACUUCAGUUGUCUUCAUUGUUACCAUCACCAGAUGUACGAAUAAUAGCUUUUUCAUUGACCUAUGAGAAUCUACCAAUAACAAUACGAAUUAGAGAUAAGAAUCAAUGUUUAGUUAUGUUUAACUGUUCAAAAUUUACAACUAUCAAACGUCUAUGUGAAAUUGGUUGUCUAUUAUUCAAGCAAAAUAGUGAAUUCUAUCAGUUACUGGUUGAUGAUUCGAAUAUUGAUGAAACACUGACGGCAGAAGACAUUUAUGACAAUUUUAAUGAAUUUAUAUUUCAACUAUCGUGUACAGCAAAUAUUAACUGUUAUAUUGAAUAUGAAACGAGAACGAUUGAACUUCCAUGCAGUCUAAAAACCUUAACAAAAGAUGUAUUUCUAUCCGCACUACAAAAGUUUGAAGUUGACGAUGAUAAACAAAAUUAUGGAUUAUAUACAAUUGACGAUGAUGUACAAAUUGAUUUGGACAAUCCUAUUGAAGAUUAUCUUGAUAUUUUAAUUGAAAACAGUGAUGCCGUUAAUAAAACUUUUCGAUUUAGAAUUAAAUAA